GUGCUGAUUGUGGGGCGUUGGGUAACGGCGGUAUGCGCGUGGUGUUAGCAGCGCUAGCGGCGCUUGCGGCGCGAGCGCUGGGUAGCCCGCAUGAACACCGCGCGCGGCAUCAUGCGCCAGACCAUCCUCUACAUUUUCCGGCGCCAGCUCCUCCUCAACCAUAUAGAGGACAUGGCGAGGCCGUGCGCUAUAAUCCUGAAUUAGAUACGAUCUUACCCCGUAUUGAUGAACAUGAAACCUCUUCAAAACGCGCCAAACUAGAAGAUGCUGAAAUUUUAUCUAAAAGAGAAGAAAAAUAUUUUUCCAAUCAUGAACGAGGCGAAGAAGUUUUUAUGGCAGAUGAACCACAAAUGGGACCUGACGAUGAUGAUCCGUUAGUAGUUCGCACUCGUAAGGGCAGAGUUAGAGGUAUAACUCUUACAGCUGCGACAGGAAAGAAAGUUGACGCUUGGUUUGGAAUUCCUUACGCACAAAAACCCCUAGGUGACUUGAGAUUUAGACACCCCAGACCUGUUGAAAGCUGGGGCGAAGAAAUUUUAAAUGCAACAACACUGCCACAUUCAUGCGUUCAAAUAGUAGAUACCGUGUUCGGGGAUUUUCCAGGUGCUAUGAUGUGGAACCCUAACACAGACAUGCAGGAGGACUGUCUAUACAUCAAUAUAGUCACACCUAGACCCAGGCCAAAAAAUGCAGCUGUUAUGCUUUGGGUAUUUGGGGGAGGAUUUUAUUCUGGCACUGCCACUUUGGAUGUAUAUGAUCCUAAAAUCCUCGUGUCCGAGGAAAAAGUUGUCUACGUUUCAAUGCAAUAUCGGGUCGCUUCGCUCGGUUUCCUUUUCUUUGACACGCCCGAUGUUCCAGGAAACUCGGGACUUUUUGAUCAAUUAAUGGCUUUGCAAUGGGUUAAAGACAAUAUAGCAUAUUUCGGUGGAAAUCCUCACAAUGUAACGUUAUUCGGAGAGUCAGCUGGAGCAGUAUCUGUUUCUCUUCAUUUACUAUCACCUCUUUCGAGAAACUUGUUUUCCCAGGCAAUUAUGCAAUCGGGAGCUGCAACAGCACCAUGGGCUAUAAUAUCAAGAGAAGAAAGUAUUUUACGAGGCAUUCGGUUAGCAGAGGCUGUACACUGUCCUCAUUCAAGAAUAGACAUGGGGCCCAUGAUUGAAUGUCUGCGAAAAAAAAGUGCUGAUGAAUUAGUGAAUAAUGAAUGGGGAACAUUAGGUAUUUGUGAAUUUCCUUUCGUUCCCAUUAUCGACGGUUCCUUUUUAGAUGAAAUGCCAAUCCGUUCCUUAGCGCACCAAAACUUCAAAAAAACCAAUCUUCUCUUAGGGUCAAAUACUGAAGAAGGAUAUUAUUUUAUAUUGUAUUAUUUGACUGAAUUAUUUCCCAAAGAAGAAAACGUAGGCAUUACCAGAGAGCAAUAUUUACAAGCCGUAAGGGAGUUAAAUCCAUAUGUCACUGAUGUAGCUCGUCAAGCAAUAGUGUUUGAGUACACUGAUUGGUUAAACCCUGAUGAUCCGAUCAAAAAUCGUAAUGCAUUGGAUAAAAUGGUGGGUGACUACCAUUUUACUUGUGGUGUAAAUGAGUUAGCACAUCGUUACGCGGAGACUGGCAAUAACGUGUAUACAUAUUAUUAUAAACACCGUAGUAAGAAUAACCCAUGGCCCUCAUGGACGGGUGUCAUGCAUGCUGAUGAAAUCAAUUAUGUAUUUGGCGAGCCUCUGAAUCCCGGAAAAAAUUAUUCACCGGAAGAAGUAGAAUUCAGCAAACGAAUGAUGAGAUACUGGGCAAACUUUGCGAAAACUGGAAAUCCAUCCUUAAGUCCGAAUGGAGAAAUGACUAAAGUGCACUGGCCGGUGCACACCGCGUUCGGCAGGGAAUAUCUGUCUCUGGCAGUCAACUCCAGCGCUGUGGGCCACGGACUGCGAGUUAAACAAUGUGCUUUUUGGCAAAAAUAUCUCCCCCAAUUAAUAUCAGCAACAAAAAAAACGGAACCACCCCGGAAUUGCACUGGCAGUAGUUCCUUACUGCGCCCGUCGCUGCACACGCUAGGACUGGGCGUCGCGGCGGCGGCGGCGCCCUUCACACACCACUUGUUGUUGACACAUUUAGUGUCCAUGUUCAUAAACAUUGAUUAGAACGUUUCACGCAUAUAUCGGAUGGUUAAUUUGCUCUGGCCUGCUAUGUCUUUUCCGAUGAAAAGUAUUUGAAAAUGCCAUUUAAAAGUAAUGCUGAGCAGAUCAGCUAGAUUACGAGACGAUUGCGUCUACACUUGAUACAACAGUCGUUGAUAAAAUUCUGAUUUAUUAGCACUACUUAUAGUGGUCAACAAGCAUAAAAUGUUCAUCACACUUGCUCGUAACGGUCAGUACUUUUGGUAUUUGACGCAGGUUUAGCGGGCGAAAUAGCAACAAAAUCCAUACGAAAGAAAAUCAUAUUUUUCUCAAACAUGCAAUGAAAUAUUGAUAUUACGAGGGGUGAUCCAAAAGUUAUAAUAAUCAGUAUGAAAGAUACAUCACAUGUUUAAACCAACACAAAAAAAUAAUAUGUUAAAAACAUAUCUUAUUUUACAAUUUAAGCUCUUAGUAAGCUUACUCACAUAGGUAGACCAUCGUUUACCCACUGUUCAUUAAAAAAAACUUUUUUUAUGACCUUUAAAAACUGCCUUCACUGCGGCCAUUACGAGUACUUCCUUCACUGCGGCCAUUACGAGUACUUCGCUAUCAUCCAAGAUUGCUUCUAAGAUGUUUCUUCAGCCGUAGGAAGGCAUAAAAAUACUGGGGGCUAUAUCUGCCGAAUAUGGGGUUUUUCCUGGCAAUAUGAACCCUAAAGCGCUGGUAAAGCGCUGGUGGCCUAGCGGUAAGAGCGUGCGACUUGCAAUCCGGAGGUCGCGGGUUCAAACCCCGGCUCGUACCAAUGGGUUUUUCGGAACUUAUGUACGAAAUAUCAUUUGAUAUUUACCAGUCGCUUUUCGGUGAAGGAAAACAUCGUGAGGAAACCGGACUAUUCCUAACAAGGCCUGGUUUACCCUCUGGGUUGGAAGGUCAGAUGGCAGUCGCUUUCGUAAAAACUAGUGCCUACGCCAAAUCUUGGGAUUAGUUGUCAAGCGGACCCCAGGCUCCCAUGAGCCGUGGCAAAAUGCCGGGACAACGCGAGGAAGAAGAUGAACCCUGCAUGACAUAUGGCUGAUACUGAAACAUCAGCCUUGUAGGGUAGGUGGGGUCUUUUGUGCGACCGGGAACAUUCUAGGCACCCAACGAGCGGAGACAUUUUUCAUGUGUAAUUCAUGCGUUAAGAUUUUUUGAAUACUGCAUGAGGUCCUGGUGAGCUCAACAAGAUGCCUGAUAGGUAUCCUUCUGUCUGCUGACUCGAGAUCGUAAUUUUUUUGACGUUUUCGUCAGUAAGGACGAUAGAUGGACGGUUUUCGUGGUGUUCGUCUUUAGUUGACGUUCUAACCAAAUUAAACUGCUUGUACCAGCGUGAAAGCGCGUAGAAUACGGAGAAUUAGAGGCCCCCAAUAUUUCCGCUUAGUCAAUGUGCAUAUUUUCCUACACAUUUUUUUCAAACAGAAGUACUUUGUUGCGGCUCUCACUUCAGUUUUCUCGAUUUCCACGCAAGGUUCUCUCCAACUCACAAAAAAAUGAAUUUAUCUCAUUAACAGGUAAUUUUUUUAUUUCAAUUUUUUUUUACUUGCCAAGAACCGCUUUCGUUGACUAAAAGUAUUUAAUUAUUAUUACUUUUGGAUCACCCCUCGUAUGUUCCUUAUAAUAGCUGAGAAUUAUUACGUUUCGGGUGCGGCUAGACGAGAGGACUUUAAUGAAAUUUUAUACAAUACUGUAUGUAGGUCUAGGCCGGCAAGAUGCUCGUUUUUCAUUUCCAUUUCACACAUAUCUGUGACACAGCAUCAUUAAAAAAAAUCUAUAAGCAAUACCUGUAGUCCGUCAAGCCAUUUCCGUCAGUUGAACAAUACCGCAAAUUUAAAAUAAGGGUUAUCGUCCUAUAGAAAAAUUGAGUUUCAAGCUUUUUCUCCUGACAGUUGAAGAAGAAGUUGAUUGACAGACUAUAUUUGCUUUUUGGUUCGUUAUGAUAUUUUGCUACUACGCCUAUUGAAAAAACAAUAAACGAUGUUUGCUAUAAUUUGCAGUUUUAUUUUUAUAAAAAAGACAUGAACAUAAAAUCAUGAGCACAAAAAAUUAACAAAUUCCAACAAUAGAAUUGCAAAUGUAACUACACAAAUACACAUUUUGAAUAUUAGCGUUGGCAAAGUUGGACAUUUUUCAUUAAGUAUUUUUAUUUUAAUAGAUUUAUAUUUUCUAUAUAUUACUAUUUUAUUAUGCGUUGUUGAUUUUGAUAUUUGAAAAAAUUAAAGGAAUAUUAAUAGCACUCUACCGGAAUUGAGAGUGAAAGCAUAAAUUCGGGAUACUGAAUUCAUUUAUGGUAUCACAUUGACACCAUUCCUAAGUAGAAACGUAUAGAAUAUGAAGAAAGACAAAAACUUUUUGUUAAUAAUUGCUCUCCACACUUAAACCGUUGAACCAAUUUAGGUUGUUAAAAUUUGGUGUAGAGAUAGUUUGAGUCCUGGGGAAGAAUAUAGGAUAGUUUUUAUCACAUUAUCCAUUAAAAAUGAAAGGGAGGGAGAAGUUUGUAUAGGGAACCAAAAACCGCUAAACCGACGUAGAUGAAUUCUACGUCUACAUCUUUGAUUUAGUUGAAAAUGAUACCAGACUAGACUUAGAACCUAAAUUUAAACAAUUAUUAACCUCAGAGGUUGACGGCGCUGAAAAACCUGCAUCAAAAAUCUGAGUGGAUCCACUUCUUAAAUACAUCUUAGGAAGACAAACAUUAAUUCUGCCAAAGGAAAUCUUUUGUUCAGUGAACGGCGUAUUUGACCAUUUUAUGUUCUGUGCAAGCACAACUACUUACUUCACAGCCUCUUUAAUGUAAUGUAUUUUAGUAUGUUACCCAAUCAUAUGAACUAAGAAGGUAAUAAAUAAAACAUUUCCAAUCAAACUAUAAAAGAGAUUAAAAAUACUGAUGUUUAUUAUUUUAUUUCUUUUGUUCAUUAUUUAAAUGUCAUAUUUUAAUAGCUAUAUAAAUAUAUUUUAAACAAAUUUAAAUCUUGGCUGUAUGGGUACUUUCAUGUCUUUUCGUCAAACAAUAAACAUAAUGGCGAGAAAUUUGCAGUUUUACCGUAUAUAGCAGUUAUUUAGCUUAAAAAACAUUUUUUUCUUCGCAAGUGUGAUGAAUGAAUAAAAAAAUUGUGUAUAACACGGGAGGUACGAAAAUAGUAAACUCGAGUCAUAAAAUCUCUCUGUGCUACGCACAUCGCGUUUCUAUUGCCUUUCGUUAACAAUUCUGUCCAUAAUGUAAGUACUAUUAUGGCAAAUAAUUAAUUCCCUUUUCUUUUGAUCCCUAUUUUAUGAUUUUUUUUUAAUUGUACUAUUAUGCAUUUUGUGCGACUGUCCCAUAUUUAGAUACAUUGCUUUUGGCGAUUGUAUGGUGAUGAUGUUAAGUAUGUUUGCAUGCGCGAAAUUGCUUGCUCAUUUUUACAUAGUAUUAAAUAUAGCUUUUACACGUGUAACUCAUUGUCGACGUAGCAAAUUGCUCUUCGGUUUUUAGUAUUUUUUACCAAAUUCGAUAGUUUCAAAGGGUGUGUAAACAUUGGAAAAUCGCCGCAAAAAAGAAUCUUUUUUGCGCCGAGAGAGAUUAUUUUACAAAACGGUAUUCUAUUUUUUUUUAUACUACGUCGGUGGCAAGUAAGCAUACGGCCCGCCUGCUGGUAAGCAGUCUCCGUAGCCUAUGUACGCCUGCAACACCAGAGGAGUUAAAACCUGGAAUUAUAAUAACAAGUCAAACGGGCCAAUAAAAAUCAUAAAUUACUAAAAACGAAGUUUAUACAAUGAAAUAUACAAUAAAGGUCUCAUAUUGAUAUUAUAAAUAAAAACUUCAUUUUAUUAAUAUUAAAAACUGGUCCGGAAAAGUUGUAGCAGGUAAUUUGUAUAGGGACAACAAUAGAACGAUACGCUGGCGCCGCCAUCUUGCAUACAAGACACAAAUUAACCACUCACUAAAUAGGAAAAUAAUAACAAUUGCAAUUUCUUUUACACUCUUAUCCAUAUUUUAGGCCUUUGUUUUUAUAUUCAUUUGCUUUUCAAGCACCAAUAUAAAUCAAUUAUUUUAAAAUAAGGCAUUUAAAAAAUUUACUCAUAAUUUCAACCUUAUUCGUAUUCGUUGUCGCCGUUCACAACAGUCACAUGUGAUGACUACCUAUGCACGCAAUACAUUGCCGUAAGAUUUUUUUUUUUUCAAAAAAUCAUUGUAGUGGAAACUGUUGCACCCGGAAAUAGUUUUACCUUGGACAGUUGUCAAUAUUUAUAUCAAAAUGUAUUAGGUAAAGUUACGUUAGUUAGAUACUCGAUGGUAAGAAACGAUAAUUUUAACCGAAUCUGUCCAAAAAGUUGCUGCAAUUUGUAUGGGACCUGCACACCGAUUGCACGCUAACGUCGGCGCACAGUUCCCAUACAAGUUGCAGUCUGUGUGUACCGGCCCUAAGUCACGGGACAUAGAUGAUGUACCUUAGCCAGUACUUGUUACUACUAUAGUUUUUUAACUAAUAGUUUAAUAUUUUCCAUAUUUACUAUUAUCGGUUAUCUACGUCGUAAAUUACCAAGUAAAUAAUCGAUUUUUGAAAGAAUCCCUAAUAUUUAAAAAAAUUGAAGAUGUCUACUAAGAAUUUCUAAAAAUAAUUAAAUAUGCUCAUAUUAUUGCCGAGAAACGGAAAGAGAGGGGUUUUUUUGACGAGGAACUUGUAGUUAGCAGAGCGAGGCUUGCCGAGGCAUGGAACAUUUCGAGUCAGAAUAUGCCUGUUAAAUAUUGUUCAGGUAUAAGUAUAUGAUAGUGCUUUUUUCAAACAAUGUGAACAAAAAAAGAAAAAUAUAUUGCUUACAACAUACGAAUUACCUGAAAUCACAACACUAAUAUACUUACAUAAAUAUGUUUUUUUAUUUAGCGAUAAACAUGUAUUUUACGGACAAAGCGAGGGCAUUUCCGAGGAUGUUUGGGAAAAAUAUAUUUCUUUUCUUAUCAUUUGUAAUAUUUAUUUAUUCUGUUUACUUUUUAGAGAGUAAUUAUAAUAUAACCAGAUUAAUUUAUGACUAUUAUAAAUUAAUCUUAAAUAAUAUUUAUACCAAAAGUAUAAAAAGAUACCUACGUUAAAUCCUUUCUCAAGGAUUGAAUCAAAUUAGUUACUAGGUUUCUUAAUGAUUGUAUCAUUAAAUCCAAUAUGUACUACAACUAUUCAAAUUGCUAGAUUAAGCACAGACUUUUUGAUAGCUUACCUGUGUAAUGAUCUUUAAUUGACGAAUCUGAAUCGAUGAACAGACUGUUUCAUUCAAAUGGGGCAGUGGACGAAAAAGAUAUCUGCGACUAACGGUAACUGCCAAAUUUCGUCAUCUACCAAGACAGUAGCCCAGAGACGCAAUCGUAACAUUUUUCUACGAAACUAUAUGUUUUCUAUUUUAAUCUAUUGAUGUGCUUUGGUUUACUUAUUAUUGGUUUAAAUUUUGUCAAAUUAAGCUGCUUUUUAUAGUACUUGAUUUUCCGUCACCGCCCCAUUCGGAUGAAACACGCUGUACUCGUAUUUGACAUCAUUUAUAAUGGCCGACAUCGCGCACUAUGAGUAGGGGCACACUGUGUUGUGCUGACCGAACAGAACGGCCGCUAGGUUACACCGCAAAUAUUUUCUUAUGAGAUUAUUUUUAUAAUUAUUUACGAAACGUUAAAAUUUAAGCAGAUUUAGUUUUAAGCCAUGUGAAGUAUUGAAUUGCGCUGUCCAGUAUGUUUUGUUAGUUAGUAUUCGAAGUUCGAUAUUAAGUUCGGAUGGUAAAUGUAGUAGUCAAGAUUAUACUGUUAAUAGAUAAAUGUUAUGAAUUAUUAUUAAGAGGAGUGAUUUCUCCAUCAACAUAUCACUUGUUAAUAAUUAAUUAUAGAGUUACGUACGUAACUAGAUGUAAUUUUGUCUUAAUUCUAAGUCUUUACAUAUCCUCACAAUGUAGAGUCAAGUUUGUUAGCAUUAUGGGCCAGAGACAAAUACUAUUAAUAAAAUGAUCCUAAACAAUGAUCUUUGUCUUAACUAGUUUAAGCCUACUGUAAUGUAUAGACUUAUGAACAACAUUGUAAGGUUUGGGAUACAUGAAAGAAGGAAUCUUAGGUGUCGUGCGAUGGUUAGAAAGACUUAGAAAAAAUACAUUUUUAGCUUUAAUGCGCCUCUAUAAUUGCAAUACAUAUCACGCAAGGCAUAGAAAUAUGUUUAAGUUCAGUCUAGGCUUAGUGUAUAAGUUAAAGUAAGCUAGAUCAUUUCACAACUCUGUAGCGGACCAAUAUUAGAAAGUUGUACGUCUUGUAUGGUUCGAUUGAUGUAAGACACUGAAGCAAACUUGUUAAAUGCAUAAAAUAAACCUUAUUUGGUUUUCUGGUACUCAAAUAACUUAUAAUAAAGAUGGGUAUAAACGAAAGACUUAGGUAUUUAAAGUCAUUUGCUAUGAAUACGCGGAGUUUGACAGAUUCAUCGACCUAUGUAAUAUGGAUGUAUAUGGAGAUACGAAAGCGAUGUCAAAAACUCAAAUGAAUAUAGUGUAUCACUUUUGGGAUGCGAUGCGAAGCAAUACUGUAAAAUAUUCUUCUUAAGUCAAAGGUCUUCUAUUAAAGUAAUUGGACAAUUUAAUUGAUAACUACACAAACUUCUAAUUGUAACUUUGUGUUGUUAUCGCUGUUGCCUCUUAUCUUUGUAUAUUUUUUUCUGCCAGUAUUAAACGAAGCGAGGUAAUCUUAUUUUUAUUAUACACCGAAAUCAAUAUGCUUAAAAUAGCCAGUUGAAGUUGGGUGCAAUGUGUUUGUUAAACGUUUUGAAUAUUUUUAACUUAUCUUAUUGUUACAAUGUUACACGAUUCUUAGACAGACUAUACUAUAGCAGUCUCUACCUUUAAGUGGUACACAUAUAGCCAAUGUGUGUACAGCGACACGUGACGUGUAAAGUGUGUAGAAUAUUGAGUGUGUUAAGUCGUACAAAUAAGUAUCUUAACUUCGAUACGUCUAGUUUAGAGAUUGUAGUGCCCAACAGUUCAGCUUUCGAAUAUUGGUAUAAACAAUUGAUUAGAAGAAUCUUUACAAUUCGUUCAGGAUUUAAGAUAAAAUUUACUAGUGCAAUAUAGUCAAUCUUUACUGUAAAGAAUGAACUCUCGCAAAAGCUACAAUUUGAUUAAAAUUACAAUUCUUUAGUGUAAAUAAGAUAUGGGUGUUAGACUUUAAUCUAGGAACUCAUUGUUGUUUGGCUAUUGUAGAUUUUUUUGUAUUGACAUGGCCACGGUUUCUCAAAAUGAAAACGAAAUGAACAAGGAGUAUGAAUUGUAGUUAAAAUUAAAACCAUUAGUUUGCCACCAUUUUAUUUAAAAUUUUCUGUCAGUUGUCGAGAAACAGUGGUCAAAGCGUAUGUGAUUAACGUUUUCAAAAGUAAAACAAUGUUGUGGAAGACGAUACUCUAUAAUAUAGUAAACACUUAGUGUAAUUUUUCGUAGGUAUACUUCGAAUUUUGGGUUACAAUCAGUUUGUGACUAGACGACAUGUAUACAAAAUCUAUUUCUGUAUUUACAAAGAUGGUGUAAUCUAUAUUCGCUGGUGUUAGCAAUUGUAAAAUAGUAUCAGUAUUCAUGUCUAGUUCACGUUCGAUGUUCACGAACUACGCUUAUUUUAACCUGCGUAUGUAAACCUAUAGAGUGCCUCUUGUUCACUUUUAUAUAUAUUGAUAUAACACUAUUGUUAGGUAAUACUGGUAGAUGUAGUAAAUGCGUUAUAUCUUAACAUAACUGCACAAUUUUCUUUUCUUAUACAAUUAUUACAUGUGAUAUUGGAAAGGCCAACGAAUGUCGCGUAGUGCCAAAAUGGAAGAUGUUAUAGAGUUCAUAACUCAGACGUUUGACUAAGAAAUCAGAGGAGAAUGUAGCCAUUAAACAUAAUAUAUACUCGUGAGUUUAUGGAAACCACUUGUAUUCGAUCUGUACGCACGGCAAUUAUGCUCAUAAGACGCGUGGACGUUGGAAUGUGCAUUACGAGUACAACCUUCUUGUAAUGCAGUUGAAACUGACAAUCACAUUACUCACUUUUCUAUUAAAAGUUUGUUACACGUACCUUAUUAUUAAAUAUUAUGGUUACUUAAUUUUACAAUAAGCGGUGACAAUAAAAGAAGAUGUUUAAGUUGAAACUCAUUGGUUCGUAUUAUUUUGGUUCUUAUUAAAAUGGAACUGAUAAAAAAUCUCCCCUGUAUUGAAGUAAUAAAUCUGCGAUGUAUUCCAUUAUUACCAAUAUUUUUGAUAACAUUUGCUUAGCUGUAUUUCUCAGAAAAUAAAUAAAAUUUCGACGUCGGUGUAUCGCGAAUGGCCUAAUUGUAGAUGAGUUUUAAAAGCACGAUUUGUUGUAUGGCCUACAAGCAUUGCAGACUAAUUAUUUUUCAUUCAAGUUAUCUUUUCAAAUUUUAAUAGUAAACAUAUUUCUAAUAAAUUAUAAUAAAUAUUAUAGUGCUAUGAUUGCAUUAUUGAAUGUUUGCCAGAUUUAUGUUUAAUUAUAAAAUAAAUGCUUGUAUAUAAAAUAA
Cydia pomonella (codling moth) is the source of this 10636-nucleotide messenger RNA. RefSeq names its product acetylcholinesterase-like (gene ace1). The transcript is spliced from 3 exons. NCBI's taxonomy places the organism in Eukaryota, Metazoa, Arthropoda, Insecta, Lepidoptera, Tortricidae. Gene Ontology annotation, molecular function: acetylcholinesterase activity. Gene Ontology annotation, biological process: acetylcholine catabolic process; choline metabolic process. Gene Ontology annotation, cellular component: plasma membrane. The record is from RefSeq and is a predicted model, not a curated record. Bases 33 to 2132 code for a protein of 699 amino acids.